This is a messenger RNA of Penicillium angulare, 321 nucleotides long. RefSeq lists its product as uncharacterized. The transcript has 2 exons. The coding region runs from base 1 to 321 and encodes 106 amino acids. The record is from RefSeq and is a predicted model, not a curated record. Lineage: Eukaryota; Fungi; Ascomycota; Eurotiomycetes; Eurotiales; Aspergillaceae.
AUGUUCUAUCGUCGCAAACCAAGAACGACAAAGACUACCACUACCAAGCCGACUUUGAUGACUCGCUUGCGAGGCCCUAGCGCACGCACUAAGACAGUCAAGACUACUACCACCACCAACACUCCUCACGCCUCACAUCGCACUACCAAGCGCCAUGCUGGGCCUCAUCAUCAUAAGAGAAAGGCGACCUUUGGAGAUAAAGUGUCGGGCGCCAUGUUGAAAAUGAAAGGCAGCAUCACACGUCGUCCUGGUGUCAAGGCUGCUGGUACUCGCCGCAUGCAUGGAACUGAUGGUCGUGGGAGCCAUCGCCAUGUAUACUAG